This is a messenger RNA of Didymosphaeria variabile, 2223 nucleotides long. RefSeq lists its product as uncharacterized. NCBI's taxonomy places the organism in Eukaryota, Fungi, Ascomycota, Dothideomycetes, Pleosporales, Didymosphaeriaceae. Gene Ontology annotation, cellular component: nucleus. The record is from RefSeq and is a predicted model, not a curated record. Gene Ontology annotation, biological process: negative regulation of DNA-templated transcription. The transcript is spliced from 3 exons. The coding region runs from base 1 to 2223 and encodes 740 amino acids. Gene Ontology annotation, molecular function: RNA binding; metal ion binding.
AUGGUUUCCGACGACGUCUAUGACGCCGCGCUGCCGGUUCUACAGAACGAGGCGCUAGACGAGGAGGACAAGACAGACAAGCUGGAAGAGGUGCUGCGCAAGGAGACUGGGCUCAUGGGAAAGCCCCUGGAGAACGCCGUGCUCGACUGUCUUUGGCGCUUCCGCGAUGCUGGCAGUUCCUCGAGCUCCCCGCCGCCGAGUCGUCAUACCGUCAUCCGUCGUGCCUCGCCCGCGCCGUGGCAGGCGAACCGCGCGCCCACACCCGUCAAUCACUCUCCGCGGACGAUACACCCUCCUCCAGGCUUUGGCAUCGCGCCUCCAGCCUUUACCCGUGCCAAAUCCUCCAAUGCUUCUCCCUUCACUUCUCCGCGUCCUUCGCCGCGUCUUGCGUUCUCCAGUCCCCAUAUCCCUCAUAGUCCCAGCUUGAGCGCAUAUCAGUUCAGCGAAGGCACGAGUCCGAACGCUGAGCUUUAUGGUGAUCUUGGUAGCGAUUCCGUAGACUGGCUUGUGAACGAUGACUCUGGGAGCACCGAAUCCUCUUCCUUACUCGGCGACGGCACGCUCAACGGUGCGGCUGCGGAAUGGGUUCAGCCUCAGACAGUAGAUAUGGGCCCGUAUGACAUGCUGCGAUCCAUUCUCCGCGAUGACCGACCUGACGAGGACAUCGAAAAGGCCCUCGAGGCCAAUGCAUAUGACCUAAGUGCUGCCCUUCUUACUCUCAUGGGCGGCCAGACUCUCGAUGGCCAGCAAGUGCCUAUCAACGGACCCGAGCAGACUACCUUCCAGGUCGGAAAGUCAAUGAGCCCUGCAUUCCGCCCCGCCACACCUGCUGGUCAGGCGAAAAGCAACAUCAUAUGCAAAUACUUCUUGUCCUCGGGAUCUUGUGCAAGGGCUGAUUGUAGAUUCAGCCAUGACACGACCAAGACACUAUGCAAAUAUUUCCUCAACGGUAAUUGUCUUGCCGGCAGCACAUGCAUGUUCUCGCACGACCCGACGCAGGUAAUGGCCCGGCUAGCUAUCUCAGAUGCUUCCACGCCCCCAUUGCAGUCAGCCAUGCCCAACUUUCAGAUGCAGGACUACGAGUUUCCCAGUCUUCAGAACACUGGCUCAGCAGGCUGGACCCCUCAGUUUGCGGGUAUGGACACAGCUUCGUUAGAGCAGUUGUACGGCCUCACCGGCGUCCCGAAGCACCCACCUCCAGGCUUGAGCCCCUUCCCCACGUUCACUCCAGGUAGCCUUAGCCGCCCGCAGUCCAGGAGUACCAGUCGUCAACAGUCUCGAGCUCCCACUCCUUCGGUCCCUGCUGUAGAUGACAAUGAAGCGUUCCCAAGCUUAGGGUCUGCCGCUGCAGCCAAAGCCGGAAAGCGACAUCAUGGCAAACGUGGUGGACACGGGCACAAUAACAAAGAGGCAAGUGCGCCAAACAAUCUCGCAGAUGUCGUACGCAUGUCGCCCUCGCCCGCACCAGCGCAGCUCAGGAAAGCUCUGCGUCCCACUAAGAGUUUUACUGGCUCGCGAGAGAACAGCGCCGCCGCUCAAGCGAUCCCUGCUCCCCAACAUAUACCUUGGCUAGAGACUGGCGAGAAAGCCAAUACUGCCUACCUUCAAGCUCGGCAGGAGGCUUUCAAGCAUGGUAGUCUGAGGAACAAGUUCUUGCAGAGCGCAGCCCAGGCUUGGAACCGCAGCGACUCCCGUGCUGCGAAGGCGCUCUCUCUUCGCGGCCAGAGUGAGAAUAACCUGAUGCGAGAAGCUCAUCGCAAGGCCGCCCAGAUUCUGUACGAAGAGCGCAACAAGGAUGACGGAGCGGACGCGCGUGAACUUUAUGUUGAUCUUCAUGGCCUCCACCCAGACGAAGCGGUCUCCUAUCUGGAAGGCAUUCUUACUAAGCACAAACAAUCCUGCCGUCCCGUCUAUGCAAUCACAGGAACAGGUCAUCACUCCAAAAACGGCAAAGAUAAGGUGGGCAAAGCGAUACGCGGUCACUUGAAUGAGUGGCGGUAUGCCUUUCGCGAGUUCUCCGUGCCCGGGGACCGCAAUAACGUUGGCGGGAUCCUGGGCAUUGACCCGAGCAGCUACGACAAGAGCGUUGCAGAGCGGGCCAAGGAGACUGAGAACGGGACUGCGACCGAAACCGAGGGCGUCAAGAAGGAUACCAAGGUGAGGAUCAUGAAGAGGGAUGAGGUGCUGGAAGCGCCGAAGGGACCGAAGCGAGCGGCGAUAUGA